AAAUUGAGCUCUUCCAAAACCCUAGCUCCAUCUCUCUCUACCUACCUCGACUUUUUUCUCUGUUUUUUCGUUUACAGUAGACGAAGGGAGGAGAGGAGGCCAUAGCCAUUUGCGGGUAGCUGGAUCAGGUUGAAACUAAACACAAUCACAAAAUGCAGUCCAAGGAAGCCCCUGCCUCCAUGGAUGUUGAAGCAGUUCCUUUUGAACCACAACCUGAAUCUGGAUCUUUGCCACCAAAGCCACUUUUUGAACCUUUGAAGGCUCAUGAAAUGUCUGAUGGUCGGGUUCAGUUUCGAAAGGUCAAUGUUCCACCACAUCGGUAUUCACCUCUCAAGAAAGCAUGGAUGGAAAUCUACACCCCAAUAUAUGAGCAGAUGAAGAUUGACAUUCGAAUGAAUCUCAAGGCUCGUAGGGUUGAAUUAAAGACCAGAUCCAACACACCUGAUGUAAGUAACCUACAGAAGUCUGCAGAUUUUGUCCAUGCAUUCAUGCUAGGUUUUGAUGUAAUAGAUGCCAUUGCACUUUUGCGAUUGGAUGAGCUCUAUGUGGAAUCUUUUGAGAUCAAGGACGUUAAAACACUUCGAGGAGAGCACUUGUCUCGUGCCAUAGGAAGACUGUCCGGUAAAGGUGGUAAAACAAAGUUUGCGAUUGAAAAUGCAACAAAGACAAGGAUCGUGGUUGCUGACACCAAGAUUCACAUAUUGGGGUCAUAUAGGAACAUUAGAGUGGCAAGGGAUUCUCUUUGCAGCCUUAUUCUAGGGUCCCCUGCCGGAAAAGUAUAUUCAAAACUAAGAGCAGUAUCUGCUAGACUGGCAGAAGGUUUAUGAGGGUGUCUGUUCUUCCGUAUUUGUGAUACCACGGAAGUCUGUCCGGGGAUCAGUCAUGAAGUUUUGAUAGUUCAUUUCAAGUGCAAGUAUGCUGAUUUUUAAUAGUUCAUUCGAGUGCGGGGUAUGCUGACUGCUGAGUAUAAUUAUAAUCGGGUAUUUGCUAUGUUUUGUGAUGGUGGAUGUCACUACGCAACAGUGUAUCCCUUAUGCCAUGCAAGGAGUCUCUCCAUUCAAUGAAAGUAGAGUUAUUCAGUUCC
Molecule: messenger RNA, 1084 nt
Organism: Juglans regia (Persian walnut)
Lineage: Eukaryota; Viridiplantae; Streptophyta; Magnoliopsida; Fagales; Juglandaceae
Product: RNA-binding protein pno1
Exons: 2
Coding region: 153-827 (224 amino acids)
Cellular component (GO): nucleolus
Molecular function (GO): RNA binding
Source: RefSeq, a predicted model, not a curated record